AUGAGACAGACUCCUAACUGUGAGCUCGGCCGGCCUGGCCCGAGAGGCAUCAAUGCAGGUAUUCGAGGAGGUUUUAACGAGACCUUCCUCCUAAUUAAAAGGUCCGUGGGGAAGAUCUUCCUGGACCUCAGUCCUAUAGCAGAAGCCAGUACUGAUCCUGGCAAGGGUUCCUCCGGGGGGGGGCAGGCGGUGAAUAUGUCAAUAGCUCAGUUGGAACUAAGCGCUCUGUGUCCAAAGUGA
This is a messenger RNA of Podarcis lilfordi (Lilford's wall lizard), 240 nucleotides long. NCBI's taxonomy places the organism in Eukaryota, Metazoa, Chordata, Lepidosauria, Squamata, Lacertidae. The record is from the annotation of a GenBank genome assembly.